AUGUGGAUCUCUCGGGCCAUGUUCUGCUUCUCUUUGAUUCUCUGUGGACUGCUUGGAGAAUGCUUUGGAAUUGCACUUGUGCCCAAGGACAAGCGUGGUUGGACCCUGAACAGUGCUGGCUACCUACUGGGACCCCCACUUCUUCCCUUCCACUCUCCUGUUCCCAAAGCAGAUGCCCACCAGACUAUGUCUGACAAAGGAGGCCUGGCUGGUAAGCGAGAUACUGUGGAGGAACUGUAUCCUCGAGGAGAAGAGUCCUUUGGGCAUAGUGUGCAACCCAGAGAUAACAGCAACCUCCAAAGCCUGAUGGAUUUUCUCUCCUACCUGAACCUUCAAGACCAACGAGCUGUUUCACGCCUGCCCCUGCCGCUGUUGGAUGAGCCAAUUCAACAGUAGUAGACUCUGACCUGUGCUCCUUCCACUGCUUACUAAUUCCACAAUUCCCAUUUCUCUUCCACACUCUCUCUCUCUUUUCCAACCACUUUACCCUUGCUCAGUCUUGUUUUUUCCAGAGUUAGAUAAUUGACACUGCUUAUCUGCCCUCCCUUUUAUUAACUCUUAUAGCUCUUUAAAUGACAUGUGCAUUGCCUUCUGCAUGCUUGGGUUUGGAGUAAGCU
Molecule: messenger RNA, 617 nt
Organism: Anolis sagrei ordinatus
Lineage: Eukaryota; Metazoa; Chordata; Lepidosauria; Squamata; Anolidae
Product: galanin peptides-like
Biological process (GO): neuropeptide signaling pathway
Cellular component (GO): extracellular region; secretory granule
Molecular function (GO): galanin receptor binding; neuropeptide hormone activity
Source: RefSeq, a predicted model, not a curated record